Molecule: messenger RNA, 2003 nt
Organism: Guyanagaster necrorhizus
Lineage: Eukaryota; Fungi; Basidiomycota; Agaricomycetes; Agaricales; Physalacriaceae
Product: isocitrate lyase and phosphorylmutase
Exons: 11
Coding region: 217-1866 (549 amino acids)
Cellular component (GO): mitochondrial matrix
Molecular function (GO): methylisocitrate lyase activity; isocitrate lyase activity
Source: RefSeq, a predicted model, not a curated record
CCCCGCUUCUCUGUCAUGGUUGACGGUCAGCGUUAAUGUCCUCCCCGGACUGUCUAUGAACCGGGAGACGUAUAUCGGAUCCACCUUGGCCCUAGACUGAUUACGCCUCCAACCGGUGGAGAUACCAUGUAUUUCACCUCCAACCAGUCAGCUCGAAUGCUCUGUUGUCGCACCUUACCCCGCUGCCUACCCGUAGCAGGUCGCGUCUCACGCGCCAUGUCCUCCAUCGCCUCGCUAUCCCUCGACUCUCCCUCCCUCGACCAGGAAUCUGCCCUCUUUGACCAGCGAGUCUCCGAAAUGGAAGCCUUCUUCGCCCAGCCCCGGUUUGCCAAUAUCAAGAGGCCGUAUACCGCUGCUUCGGUAGCGUCCAAGCAGGGGUCUUUGCCGGUAGUACCCAUUCCAUCGUCACUCUUGGCAGACAAGCUCUAUGCCGUCCUGUCUCGGGCUGCGGAUGCCAGGAAACCCGUACAUACCAUGGGCGCUAUCGACCCUGUUCAGAUGACCCAAAUGGCUCGGUAUCAGGAGAUUGUCUAUGUCUCUGGUUGGGCGGCGUCGAGUGUCUUGACGACGGGGAAUAAUGAAGUGGGGCCUGACCUUGGCGACUAUCCAUAUACCACGGUACCGAACCAGGUGCAUCGUAUUUUCCGUGCACAACAGUUACAUGAUAAAAAGCAUUAUGACGAGCGCAUGUCCGCGACGCCCGAAGCGAGGGCAAAGAUGGAAUACAUCGAUUACCUCCGUCCCAUAGUCGCUGAUGCUGAUACGGGACAUGGCGGCUUAUCGGCGGUCAUGAAACUCACUAAGCUCUUUGCGGAAUCGGGUGCAGCGGGUAUUCACCUAGAGGACCAAUUGCAUGGCGGGAAAAAGUGUGGCCAUCUCGGAGGAAAAGUCCUCGUACCGACAUCGAUUCAUGUCUCGCGCCUCAUUUCAGCCCGGUUUCAGUUGGAUCUUAUGAAAUCCACCAUGCUCCUCAUCGCUCGUACGGAUUCUGAAUCAGGAAAACUCUUGUCCUCAGAUAUCGAUGUCGCGGACCAUGAGUAUCUUUUGGGUACCACUACUGAGGACAGCAAGUCUUUGGCGCAGGUUCUCGCUCAGGCUGAGGCGUCUGGCGCAUCUGGCCCUGAGAUUGACAAUCUUGAACAGCAGUGGACUCGGGACCAUGUCAUGUGUACUUUCAACCAAGCCGUCGAGAAGGCCAUCAACGAAUCAGUCAUCGAGGACAAGACAUCCGCCUAUCAGUCGUAUCUAAUCGCAGUGGAAGGAAAGUCGACCAAUGAGGCACGCGAUAUUGCCAAAGAUAUUCUAGGCAAGGCCGUCUUCUGGGACUCUGAACUGCCAAGAACAAGGGAAGGGUAUUACCAUUUCACGGGAGGUGUCGAGGCAGCUAUAAAGCGAUCGAUGACUUUUGCUUCGUAUGCGGACCUGAUCUGGCUGGAGACCAAGACACCCGAUCUCGAACAGGCACGAUACUUCGCUCGGAAAAUCCGUGAAAAGUAUCCUGGAAAAUGGUUCGUCUACAACUUGAGCCCGAGUUUCAACUGGUCGGCUCAUGGUUUCUCAGAUGCUGAUCUCAAAAACUUUGUUUGGGAACUCGCAAAGGAAGGAUUUGUGCUUCAGUUGAUCUCUUUGGCUGGACUUCACAGUGGCGCUGUAAUAACAGCUGAGCUCGCUGCCCGUUACAAGGAAGAUGGCAUGUUGGCAUACGUGGAACUUAUUCAGCGCAAAGAAAAGGAAAUUGGCUGUGACGUCCUGACACACCAGAAGUGGAGCGGCGCCAAUUACAUAGACCGUAUUCUCCAGACUGUCUCAUCCGGAUCUUCCAGUACCUCAUCGACAGGAAAAGAUUCAACCGAGCACUCUUUUUAAUCGAGUAAUGUCUUUCUCGUCCCCGAAACUGACAUGUGUAUGACUAUGAGUGAUUUGUUGUGUCUUGUAUCAAUAUUGAGUAGAAUUCAAUGAAUACAUCGCGCUCCCGCUUGCGGACAGUUUUCGACUCACCGUCC